Corylus avellana is the source of this 363-nucleotide messenger RNA. RefSeq lists its product as uncharacterized. The record is from RefSeq and is a predicted model, not a curated record. NCBI's taxonomy places the organism in Eukaryota, Viridiplantae, Streptophyta, Magnoliopsida, Fagales, Betulaceae.
AUGUCCUGUGCCGGCAUCGCCUCCGCCGGUGGUGGUUCUUCCCCCUCCCCCACCACACCACCACCAGUGGUUUUGCCCCCACCGCCGCCGUCGUCGCCAGAAUGCCCACCGCCACCCAAGCCCCCAUGUCCUAACGGUUGCUACUCCGACUCGCCGCCAUCAUCAGGGUCGCCUUCGCCGCCCAAUUCAGGAACACAACCGUUCCCGCUGGCGCCGCCAAACCAGAUUGUUCCUUAUUUUCCUUACUAUUAUUACGCUCCACCGGGCACCGCCACUCAUUCUAACUCUGUCCAUUUGAAAAUGCAGCAGCCAUUUGUUUCCUCCACUGUUCUCUUCAUUAUUACUUUUCUCUGCUUCUUCUAG